Emiliania huxleyi CCMP1516 is the source of this 345-nucleotide messenger RNA. RefSeq lists its product as hypothetical. The record is from RefSeq and is a predicted model, not a curated record. The annotation marks the transcript as partial. Lineage: Eukaryota; Haptophyta; Isochrysidales; Noelaerhabdaceae. The transcript has a single exon.
ACAACUCUUCUCUCGGUCGAUUUCCCGAGCAGCCUCGUCUCCGUCGGCGACUGCGCCUUCCACUGCUGCACCGCCCUCACCUCCGUCGCCCUUCCCGUCGGCGUCGUCUCCAUCGGCGAGGAGGCCUUCUGCAGCUGCUCCUCCCUCGCCUCCGUCACCCUCCCCGCCAGCGUCACCUCCAUCGGCAGGGGCGCCUUCCGCAGCUGCCGGUCCCUCACCUCCGUCGCCCUUCCCGCCGGCGUCGUCUCCAUCGGCGAGGAGGCCUUCUCAAGCUGCUCCCUCACCUCCAUCCACCUCCCCGCCGGCGUCACCUCCAUCGGCUACCGCACCUUUGCCGGCUGCCGG